AUGGCAGAGCCCAUUAUCUUCUACGACAUUGCCUCGGGGCCGCCGAAGAGAAGCUACGCACCCAACCCGUGGAAGACGCGUUUCGCUCUCAACUUCAAGCGAGUACACUACCGCACCCACUGGGUCGAGCUACCAGACGUGGAGCGCACGCGCCGGAGCCUCAACUGCGCGCCCGUGCGCUGGCACGCCGACGAGCAGCCCUUCUACACGCUACCUGUCAUCGUGGAGCCGGCGACGGGCCGCACCAUCGGCGACUCCUUCGACAUCGCCGUGUACCUAGACGAGCAGUACCCGGCGGACAACAGCAGCAGACGGCCACAGCUCAUCGCCCCGGGCACAGCGGGGCUCGUGUCCGCGUUCAACAAGUACGUCGACGCCAUCUUCACCAACGCGUGCAUGAUCCUGGACCGGCAUCCGUGGGACCCGGCCACGGCCGAGCAGACCAAGGCCGAGUUCGUGCGGCGGCUCGGGGUCGACAGCUGGGAGGACCUGAUGGUCGGGGAGGAGGACAGGCCGAAGGUGCUGGCGGCGUUCCGCGUGAGCCUGGGGGGUUUGGCCGCGCAUUACCGCAGGGAGAAGGGGCUGUGGAUUGAUGGGGGUGAGAUGCCGGCGUAUGCUGAUAUGAUCGUCGCGGCUUGGUGGCAGAUGUACCGGAAGUGCAGCAGAGAGGAAGAGUACGAGGAGAUGAUGGGGUGGCACGAUGGGUUGUGGGAGGAGUUGAUGGAAGGGCUGGAACCAGUUGACCUUUUCGACCGCUUCAAAAAGCACUCCGGUCUUUCCAAGAGGCAUGUCAAAUUAUUCCAAGAGGUCGUGGUCAAGUAUGACUACAUCAGCCGAGAUGAUUGCGAGUCAGAGGACUGGGACGAUGUCGAACCGGCAAAGAAGCUCUAUCGCACUGACGGCUCCGAGCAUACGCUCACCGACGUAAAUGUGACAGAUGUCGCCAACGCAAUUGAAGACCACAUCGACGUCUACGUCGCCACAAACCGUCGCACCGAGGUCUAUCACAAAGUCUUCGAUGGCUUUCCCGGCCAGAAAAAGAUCCCCAAAUGGGACCGGUCAGUCGACAGCCCACGCUCCCACCCACAGACGCCGUUCUCGGCUCCUAGAUUAGCUGGACUAUCCCUGGCUGUGAUGAGCGAGGAACCUUUCAAGAGAUUUGUGUCCGCGUCACAGCUCAAACUAAAGGAUCUUGACCGCAUUCACAACAUGAUCAUAUGGCGCGACAGCGCGAGCAGUAACGGCUGCUGGGGAGCGAUAGCUUGGGACGAUUUCGAGGUACAGGGCGGCCGUCUAGGACCGGACCACAAACAUACGCUACGAGAUGUCCCAAUCUGUUACUUGCGUGACCGGUUGAUGGCAGCUAUCAAUACCGAGGUCGUCGCAGACAAACGCGAACAUGUACGAAAUGCUGUCUUUUCGGAUUUGAGCGCCUCGGAGGUCGAGGCAUAUGCUGCUGUCAUCGGCCAAGGAGAGGAAGAGAACGUUGAUGAGACCAAAUCGCGCGCCAAAAAGAAGUCAAAGGCCAGGAAGAUCCCAUCGGCAGAUGAUCCGGAGAGACAAGCGAAGGCCCAACAGAUCCGUGAAGACAGGAAAAUCAACUUGCAGGAAGCAGAGAGCAUCUUGAAGCAGCAGGAGCUCAUUGACGCGAUUGAUGACACCAUCGACUUAGCACCAAACCCAGCGUUCGCCGCCCGCAAUAUGACAUCGGACUUCGGCUGGGGCGAAACCAUCGAAACUAUACAUCCCUCGAGGAGGUCCGUGAAGACGCCAGGCAACCAAGUAGAAUCAGACGACGAACUACCACUGAAGGCAGCUUGGACCAUCGACAGAGACUGCGACCAGGUGCGCGCCGUGAUCAAGGUCUUCGUGACCCGGUGUCAGUGGACCAUAGACCAGUUGUUGGCCGCUCUAUAUGGUGUGUGGCGACCUCAGCUCAACAAGUUCCUGGGGCAACGGGGUCCGCUCCAAGGUAAGGAGAGUUUCGCGUUCCGUCGCAGCUGGGAAUUCUUCAAGCAGCGGGAGGUUCUGGGUCUCGAACUCGGAGGGCCUCUUCCAAAACCCCUAAAGCUGGCGAGGGAAGUCAAGCAGCUUCGAGAGCUGAGGGGAGUUGAUACAAAUCGUGGGCAUAAGCGAUCGAGCUUGGAGGGGUCGGAUAGGCCACUAAAGGCGCAGAAGACCUCACGCCGAUGA
Molecule: messenger RNA, 2193 nt
Organism: Anthostomella pinea
Lineage: Eukaryota; Fungi; Ascomycota; Sordariomycetes; Xylariales; Xylariaceae
Source: the annotation of a GenBank genome assembly